GCAGCUGAAGAAGUUAGAUGAAGACAGUUUAACCAAACAACCUGAAGAAGUAUUUGAUGUAUUGGAGAAGCUUGGAGAAGGUUCCUAUGGCAGUGUGUUCAAAGCCAUUCAUAAAGAAACGGGUCAAGUUGUUGCGAUUAAACAAGUUCCUGUGGAAUCUGACCUGCAAGAGAUUAUAAAGGAAAUAUCCAUAAUGCAGCAAUGUGACAGUCCUCAUGUGGUGAAAUACUACGGCAGCUAUUUUAAGAACACGGACCUGUGGAUAGUCAUGGAAUACUGCGGCGCUGGAUCCGUGUCUGAUAUUAUUCGAUUACGAAAUAAAACUCUCACAGAAGAGGAAAUUGCUACAAUAGUGCAAUCAACACUGAAAGGACUAGAGUACCUGCAUUUUAUGAGGAAAAUACACAGGGACAUCAAAGCUGGAAAUAUAUUGCUGAAUACAGAGGGACAUGCUAAACUUGCAGAUUUUGGAGUGGCAGGGCAACUUACAGACACAAUGGCAAAGCGGAACACAGUUAUAGGGACCCCAUUUUGGAUGGCUCCAGAAGUGAUUCAGGAAAUUGGGUAUAAUUGUGUAGCAGACAUCUGGUCACUGGGAAUCACUGCAAUAGAAAUGGCUGAAGGAAAACCACCAUAUGCAGAUAUUCAUCCUAUGAGGGCGAUUUUCAUGAUUCCUACCAAUCCACCUCCAACAUUCCGGAAACCAGAGCUCUGGUCAGACAAUUUCACGGACUUUGUAAAACAGUGUCUUGUUAAGAGCCCGGAGCAGCGUGCUACUGCAACACAGCUUCUGCAGCAUCCAUUUGUUAAAAGUGCCAAAGGAGUGUCAAUUCUGCGAGACUUGAUCAAUGAAGCAAUGGAUAUCAAGCUGAAACGUCAAGAGGCCCAACAGCGUGAACUGGAUCAAGAUGAUGAAGAAAAUUCAGAAGAAGAUGAAACCGAUUCAGGUACCAUGGUGAGGGCGAGCGGAGAUGAAACUGGUACCAUAAGAGCUGUCAAUACGAUGAGUGAUGGCGCCAACACAAUGAUAGAACAUGAUGGCACCUUGGAAUCCCAGUUGGGUACGAUGGUCAUAAACUCAGAAGAGGAAGAGGAGGAGGGCACCAUGAAAAGGAGGGAUGAAACAAUGCAGCCAGCCAAGCCAUCAUUCCUGGAAUAUUUUGAGCAGAAGGAGAAGGAGAAUCAAAUCAAUAGCUUUGGGAAGAAUGUGUCUGGCCAGACAAAAAAUUCAUCUGAUUGGAAAGUACCACAGGACGGAGACUACGAAUUUCUAAAGACUUGGAGUGUUGAUGAACUUCAGAGGAGGCUCUCAGCCCUGGACCCCAUGAUGGAGCAGGAGAUUGAAGAAAUCCGCCAGAAGUACCAGUCAAAGCGGCAGCCGAUCCUCGAUGCCAUCGAAGCCAAGAAGCGGCGGCAGAAGAACUUCUGA
Leptosomus discolor (cuckoo roller) is the source of this 1429-nucleotide messenger RNA. The record is from RefSeq and is a predicted model, not a curated record. NCBI's taxonomy places the organism in Eukaryota, Metazoa, Chordata, Aves, Leptosomiformes, Leptosomidae.